AUGAGGAUCGACAAAUGCUGGCUAUGUUCCAGCAAUAUAUAUCCAGGUAGCAAAUGUCAUAAACACUUCAAGGCGAAGCAUAAUCCACGCAAACUGAGGUGGACGAAGGCUGCGCGGCGACUCGCUGGCAAAGAAAUGGUUACGGACGAUUCUGUAGAGAUGGAGCGCCGCAGAAAUGCCCCUGUGCGCUAUGAUCGCAACCUGUACAUUACCGCUAUCAAGACUAUACAGAAGGCCGAACGCGUAGAAGAACUACGCAAGAUACUACUCAGACGCCAACGCCGCCGUUCUAUUAUCGAAAGGAAACGAUCACUCGCAGAGAAAGAGUUGGAGCGCCACAGUCAUAUACUCGAGGUACCGAACGACAUGUUGGAGCGCAGAGAGGCAGAAGGAGAAGAUGCAAUAAGAGAGACACGACACAUGAAGGUAUCGCAACCUAAAGAGCUCGUGCGCGUCAAGAAGACGAUCAAAAAGUCACGACGCGGCGGCGACGCCAUGGACCUUGACUAA
This is a messenger RNA of Babesia sp. Xinjiang, 510 nucleotides long. RefSeq names its product putative ribosome biogenesis protein RLP24. The record is from RefSeq and is a predicted model, not a curated record. Lineage: Eukaryota; Apicomplexa; Aconoidasida; Piroplasmida; Babesiidae. Gene Ontology annotation, cellular component: nucleolus. The transcript has 4 exons. Gene Ontology annotation, biological process: ribosomal large subunit biogenesis. Bases 1 to 510 code for a protein of 169 amino acids.